UCGACCACUUCAGCAGCAUGAGAGCAACAACAGCCUUUGUCCUCUUGGCUCUGGCACUUACAGCCAUCUUCAGUGUAGAAUGUGAGCUACAGGAUCAGCAGGUUGACUGCAGUGAGUAUAAAAAGUUACCGCCAGGAGAAGAGAGAGUUUGUUUUAGAACAUAUGACCCAAUUUGUGGGUCUGAUGGCAAAACUUAUUACAAUGAUUGCACCUUCUGUUCCGAAGUUGUGGAUACUAACAACAAACUUAAGUUUGUACACUUCGGAGAGUGUUGAAUCUACCUUGUGAUUCCAAUUCACAAGAGACAUUUCUUCUCCCAUAUAAUCUUGCCACUAUUACAUCCUGAUUUCUCUGUAGA
Messenger RNA from Hipposideros armiger (great roundleaf bat), 358 nucleotides. RefSeq names its product serine peptidase inhibitor Kazal type 9 (gene SPINK9). The transcript is spliced from 4 exons. Lineage: Eukaryota; Metazoa; Chordata; Mammalia; Chiroptera; Hipposideridae. Gene Ontology annotation, molecular function: protein binding; serine-type endopeptidase inhibitor activity. The record is from RefSeq and is a predicted model, not a curated record. The coding region runs from base 18 to 275 and encodes 85 amino acids.